GAUACGCUUAUACUGUACAUCACAAAUCGCUAAAACUGCAGUAUUAAAGCACGGGAAAACAAAGAGAUUAAACAUAGUCAAUCCUCCAAAUAUCACCACAAUGCGUCAGAACAGGAAGAUAAAAUAUAUUCGUUCUCUAUCAAUACAGUUAGCAAUUUUUUUUAAGGUCGACCUGGAUACUGCAAUAAUAAGUGAUCGCACUGUGAAGUGAUAAUUCUACAUUUUGGCUGUCAGAGAGGAUGCUUCUCUUGCCCUCGUUGCUGGUGCUGCAGAUCAGUCUUUAGGUACCACAAGGCUAAGCACAGCAGCACUUCACAGCAGGAGGAGCAUUCAGUGCGCAGGAGCUGAGGAGGGGGAGAGCCUGAGAAAACUGAGCAGCCUUUUCUACAUUUUUCUUCACCUGAAAGAAGACCUUCACGCUGAUUCCAAAAAAAAAAAACCCGCUUCAGCACCUGGCGGUCUCAAACAGCGCAACUCUCCUCAAGACCACACAAGAUUUCUAAAGCCGUUACCACACCGUCCAUGUUUAUGAUAUGAACCCAGAAAAGAAGCAGAGGUUUCGGAACCGACGCAUGUCCAACACCAACGCAUAAAAUCUGAGCUUUCGCUGCAGAAGUAUGAGACCGUUUCAUCGAAACAAUUGCAUUUGACAUUUCUCUGGAUCUCUUACUGAAGGAAACCUUUUGCUUGAUGAAGCCCUAAAACGCUUACAACUUCAAACUGAAGGUAUGGACUCUGUAGAAACUCAGCAUUCAAACUCCUGAACCAACCUGUGUUGUACCAACCUGGGGAAGAGCUGAUGAGUAAUCUUUGGCUCUCAGAAGAGCGUACUGUUCAAAGCUGUAACAGCGGGUGAUGCAUCCCUAUAGGCAGCAAGUCCAUUGCUUCUCUGUUUCGCUUACUGUACUGAGAGAAAAUUGUCAGCUGAGAUUUGUUAUUUUGUUUUUAUGGUCUCUCUGUUGAACCGAUUCAGCACUUCAGUUUUCGGCGUGUUUAAUAACUGUAGCGUGAAGAAAUACUAAAGGUAACCCAUAACGAGCAGUUCAGCAACUCGCUGCUUCCCUCAUUUUAGUAACUAUUAAGAGCGUGCAAAAGCCAGAGAGAACUGUACUGUAAGUCUAAUUAAGGCGCUGAAAAUAAAUAGGACGGCAAAUUGAAUCCUAAGGACCAUUACUCUGGCUGCUGUCAUCGUAUUAUGUCUGCACUUCGAAAGAAAUUUGGGGACGAUUACCAGGUAGUGACCACUUCAUCCAGUGGCUCUGGAUUUAAUCACCCUGCACCGAAGAGGAAGAGACAACGUUUUGUUGAUAAGAACGGGCGGUGUAACGUCCAACAUGGUAACCUUGGAAGUGAAACAAGCAGAUACCUUUCGGAUUUAUUUACUACCCUAGUAGAUCUGAAAUGGCGCUGGAAUUUAUUUAUUUUUAUCCUGACUUACACUGUAGCGUGGCUUUUCAUGGCAUCGAUGUGGUGGGUCAUUGCAUACAUAAGAGGCGAUCUCAACAGAGCUCAUGAUGACAAGUAUACACCGUGUGUAGCCAACGUCUACAACUUUCCUUCGGCUUUUUUGUUCUUUAUCGAGACAGAAGCUACAAUAGGCUACGGCUAUAGGUAUAUCACAGACAAAUGUCCCGAAGGGAUCAUUUUAUUCCUUUUUCAGUCUAUCCUUGGAUCCAUCGUAGAUGCCUUUUUGAUCGGCUGUAUGUUCAUUAAGAUGUCUCAGCCCAAAAAACGGGCAGAGACUUUGAUGUUUAGUGAACAUGCAGUUAUUUCAAUGAGAGAUGGGAAACUGACUCUAAUGUUCAGAGUCGGCAACCUGCGCAAUAGCCAUAUGGUCUCAGCUCAGAUUCGCUGCAAAUUGCUUAAAUCUCGGCAGACGCCUGAAGGCGAGUUUCUCCCGCUGGAUCAACUAGAGUUGGAUGUGGGCUUUAGCACCGGGGCAGAUCAGCUUUUUCUGGUUUCCCCCCUUACAAUUUGCCAUGUGAUCGACACCAAGAGUCCAUUCUACGACCUCUCCCAGAGAUCAAUGCAAACUGAACAGUUUGAAAUUGUUGUCAUCCUAGAGGGAAUCGUGGAAACCACUGGAAUGACAUGCCAGGCACGGACUUCCUAUACCGAGGACGAAGUUCUUUGGGGUCACAGGUUUUUCCCUGUGAUUUCUCUUGAAGAGGGCUUCUUUAAAGUUGACUACUCCCAAUUCCAUGCAACAUUUGAGGUUCCAACCCCCCCUUACAGUGUGAAAGAACAAGAGGAAAUGCUUCUCAUGUCUUCUCCUUUGAUGGCGCCCUCACUGAGCAACAGUGGAGAAAAGAAUAAUUCUGUUGAUGGCUUGGAAACACUUGAGGACACAAGCACCAAGCUGCCAUCUAAACUGCAAAAGAUAACAGGGAGGGAGGAUUUGCCCAGAAAGCUACUGCGGAUGAGCUCCACCACCUCUGAGAAAGCAUACAGCUUGGGGGACUUGCCAAUGAAACUCCAGCGCAUCAGCUCUGUCCCUGGAAACUCAGAGGAAAAACUUGUUUCCAAAACAACGAAGAUAAGCUCUGACCCAAUGAGCCAGUCAGUCGCAGACUUGCCACCUAAACUGCAGAGGCUGGCCACUGGAGGAAGGAUGGAUGGACACCUGCCUCCAAAACUCAGAAAAAUGAAUUCAGACCGGUUUACAUAACUAAUAUUACAGGAACCCUCCCUCCCCUGCCCCUGACUGCCUUGACAAUAUUUUCAAAUUUGAAAUGACGGACAAGAUUGUGAAAUUGAAAUUUAAAAAUUUAUAUAAUUAUAUAUAUUGAGUAGGAUAAAUUCAGCACUACCUGUAUGCUUGGGUGCAAGUAUAAAUGCUUUGAUGGGAGACCUCAGAUAUUUUUCAGGUCAUUGUAUUAUUAAUAUAAACUGGCAUGUAAGCGUCACAAAGCGCAUGUAAUACAGCAUUGAAAUUUUUCUGGCAUGGCAUUUAUAAAUCUUCAAUGAUUAUUUUGCAAAAAAUAAAUAAAAAUGAAAUAAAUAAACCCUAGGAGCCAAAGUGUGCUCUAACGUUCUAGCAAAGUCUUUUGCAAAAUAUGGAUGAGAGAUGCUGCUGAAGAGGUUUUGAGCGCUGAUUUUAUUACUAUUUUAUUAUUUGGAAUAAUGUGAAAUUGUGUUUCUGAAGUACUAUUUUUGAAUGCAUGCUAGUGUUAGGGAAUUCUAGAGAAAGGGAGAGGCUGGAGCCAGAUCUUUAGCCUUAAAUAAAGUUCAUUGCCCUGUUUUAUUUUCACUACUCACUGCUUUUAUUUAUUUUGUCUAAUCCUUAUUCUUAGCAUUUCAUUAUAUUUUAUCUGUAUGGAAGAUUUGGCAUUUGUUGAGACUGGGCAAAACUUUAUAUUGAUGAUUUGCAAAUCUUCAAUAUUGUCUUAUUAUUAUGCAUAUUUUUAAAUUGCAUGAUUUAAAGAAUAUAAAUAUCACACUCGAUUUUGACUUUCACUCACUGUACUUUUAGAUAAUUUAAUUGAAUGGAUGUUGGAAGGCAAAAAACCUACAUCUGGUUGUUAAGACAUCAUUAAUUAUUAUAAAUGUUUGAAACUUUUCUACAUGAACUGUAGCAAUAAUGAUACAUACAGUAAGCCAUUAUCUUGGUGGGACUGUGUGAAGUCCUUUACAAAAACGGAAAAGAUGACCUAUAGGUUUCUACAAAAAUGUCCCAAUUGUUAGCAAAAGUGAAAUUAAAGAUUGGUUCUGACAAAGAGCUUGGUUAUUUUGGACUAUGAUUAAAAACUUCAGCCUUCAGGGUUUCUUUAAGAAGUGCUUUUAAUCAAGCAUUGACAUUGUUCACUUCACUGACUCUGCAUAAACACUAUCAUGCUUGGUUAAUGUAAGAAUAGCUACAGGCUUAAUCAGUUGUGGCUAAUUUGUGAUAUUAAUUUGCACAAUUGUCAAGUCUCUAAAAUGAGAGAAUUUUGAGAACAUUUUAUUUUGGAUACUGUUUAUAUCUAUUUCCGUUUCAUACAGUAAUUGUGAUUAUGCCAAGAUCCAUUAUUUUAUGCAAACAAUUUUUCUCUCAUUCCCAUUUUUGAUAAUUUAUUAUAUUUAGUAUAAUUAAACUGGAAAAUGUAGUUGAUUGAAUAUUGCAUCAUGCAGUUGAUGAAUAUAUUCAAAAAGAUGAUCUCUUGAUCCUCUGACGUUUGCAGGAGUUGUAUAAGUACCGCUAAACUAAUCCCAGAGAAACACAGUAACAAGUUUCUUUUCCUUGAUAGCAUAUGGCACAAUGGCAGUCCUCUCAUUUGAAACCUUUCUUAUGUUCUUAAGAUCCUCCUGUGAAAUGUACUCUGUUUCAUGAGGUGCCAAAUCAAUGGAAUGUUUUGUGUACUUUUAAUGAACAAAUCAUUCCUUAUUCCACAUAAUGUAUCAAUUUUCUUGUAAAGUUAGAACAUUCUAUAUUAAUUUAUAACACAUAACAGAUUAAUUAUUAGAUAAAGAAUCUAGAUGUUCUUUGUUAUUUGUUAACUUUUAUUGCGAUAGUGGCAGGGGAUUAAAUACAAGUACUGUACAACAUGUACUGUAAUCAAUGCACUGGGUUUUGGUUUGGUUCGAUCAGAUGAUGUUCGUCUUCAAUUCUGAUGUUCAAACUUCAAUUUGUUUUGCCCAGCCUUAAAAUGUUUGCUGUAAAUGGUUGAUGAAGCUGAUUGCACAGCCGGUCUGUGUUUUCAAAGCACUGUAGAAUUUGAGCCUGCUAAAUGCUGUAAAUUGUACAUAGAGAUGUCUACCAAACAAACUAGAUUUUCAGGCAUGCAGAAUAUUUAUUGUAAUAAUACACAAGUUUUAAAUGGACUUGUACGCAUUAAUACUGUAACCUAAUUCUGUAUUAAACUUUUCAGCAAUUCGAUGAGUUUAGAUUUUUACAAAGUCUGGUUUUGCUACUUGCAUAUGUUGUCUUUUUUGUCAGCUCUUUCAUAAUAAAUUUUAACUGUGUUAACUUAAAAAUGUAGAUUUCUACAGGGCCUUAAAUUUCAAAUGUUUUGAGAUUAUACCCCUAAAAAGUGGUUUAAUUGAGUCACAUUUUGCUUCUUAUUUGAAUUUUACAAUAGUGCAUCUGACUCUAGAUUAUAUAUUAAUACAUAGGUGGAAAUUAUGUACAGUACUUCCAAUCUGAAGCGUGAACAUCUGUUUAAUUGAAAAAUGACUCGUAAAUUUUUAAAGCGCUCAUUGAAUUUAAUUCUGUAAAUGUAAUAUUGUUGCACUCCUGCUUUUUAAUCUAAAGAAAUAGAAAUUACCAGUAUAUUCUAACUAGAUAUUAUGACUAUACAAUGUUUUUUUAAAGCAUGCCAAAGAACUGGAAAACUUAAUCAAUAUCACUUAAUUUCAAUUAAAAAUGAAUAAAAUUCAA
Molecule: messenger RNA, 5356 nt
Organism: Lepisosteus oculatus (spotted gar)
Lineage: Eukaryota; Metazoa; Chordata; Actinopteri; Semionotiformes; Lepisosteidae
Gene: kcnj3a
Product: potassium inwardly rectifying channel subfamily J member 3a
Biological process (GO): regulation of monoatomic ion transmembrane transport; potassium ion import across plasma membrane
Cellular component (GO): plasma membrane
Molecular function (GO): G-protein activated inward rectifier potassium channel activity
Source: RefSeq, a predicted model, not a curated record